AUGAACGAAGUUGCUAAAAAACGUCGUAUUGCUGGCGAUGAACCGAUGGAACCUAUUCGUGACAGAACCAAUCGCAAUCUGAGCGAUAAGUUGCGAAGAGAUCGGUUCAACUCGUACAUCAGUGAGUUAGGAGAGCUUAUAGCACCAGCAACACCAAACAUCAAACGGCGAGAAAAAAUCAGCGUUCUGAAGCUAGCAGUGAACUGUCUGCAGUUACACCACGACCUAAGACCAGUAAGGAUGAAAGAAACGUGGCAAGCCCCAUUUGUCACCGCUGACAACCUUGGAGUUGCAUUAUUAGAGUCACUUGGUGGAUUCCUCUUUAUAGUGUCCAGGAAAGGAACACUGAUGUUUGUAUCCAAUGUUAUAGAGAAGAAUUUAGGUCAUAUACCAGAUGAAAUAAUUGGACAGCCUGUGUGUAAAAUUAUUCAUCCAGAUGAUCAUGGAAUCAUUAGAAUGCAGUUGUCACAGAUUGAUGAAACAAAAGACAGUUUAUCUGACCCUCCGCACGUCCAGAAAACAGAAUGUAGAAAUGUGUCGUUCUAUAUUCGGAUGAAACAGGUACGUGAUCAGUCCAGUCCAUUACCGAUGUAUGAAAUGGUACACGUAGUCGGACAAGUUACAAAAUCUUACAAAACAAAACAUAAAGGAAGUCAUUUUCCACUGCAGCCUGGAAUUAGUAUGAUUGCUGUGGGACGAUUACAGACUGAAUUACGAAUACAAGACAUCAUUUCAGCUCCACCUGAAGGGGAAUACAUAACAAGGCAUGAUAUGAUGGGAAUUAUUAACUUCACACAUCCAGUAGCAAGCCGGCAUACUGGAUACAUGCCUGAAGAAGUGGUUGGAAAAUCAGCUUAUGCGUUCCUGCAUCAACAAGAUGUUGUUGCCAUGGAAAAAUUGCACAAACAAUUAUUCAGUGAUGGAGUUGUUCACCUAGUUGGUAGAACAUGCAGUAAAUUUGGUGAAACUAUCUAUGAAAAAAUGUAUGGUUACCUGUGUGUCAACAAAUGUACAAAGAAACCAGAAUAUAUUAUCAGUGUGCACCAGAUUAUAAGUGCUGAGGAAGGCAAGCGCCUCAUUGGCCAGAGAGCAAUCAAACAAGGCGAUGACAAAGUGUCUGACGAUGAUAAUUAUGAUAACGAUGAUGAUGUGAAUGAUGAUGAAGAUGACAGCAUUGGCCAUGCCAAAAAAGACUCCACAGAUUCUGAAGGAAAGGGUAAUCCAGAUAAAGAUGGUGAUGGUACUGAUGACAAUACCAUGGAAAAAGAUGAAGCAAAUGAUGAAGAGAUUUUUCAAAAGAUGAACGAUGACUGUCAGGUGCAAGAGAUAUCGUGUUCGGAUAAACCUACAACUGAUAAGGAUACUGUAAAAUUAAAACAUGCAAAGCGAGAAUGUGAUGUGUGUGAUAGUCAUCUUAAACAUCAGGUACAUUCUUUAGAUAAGCCAAAUACCAAGGAAACCACUUUAGUUAAUCCAAUUACCAUGGAAACCACUGUAAAAACACUUGAUGAGAACGAUAAUGACACAAAAGACAAAUACGGAAUAAUCAGUAUUGACAAUCAGAUUCCUAAGAUGACAUCUUGUGAAAGUUGUUUGAAUAAUCAAAAUAAAAUAACUAGAUUUGGGGGCUGUGCAGUACAGUCCACAUGUUUGAUGUCACAAUAUGACGGAAAAACUUUGCCGGAAAAUCUGUCCAUUUUGAAUGAUGAGUGCUGUGUUAUGUCAUUGCUGAAAACUAAUACCAUUCAGGAAUGUACCAAAUUACACUGCGGAGAUCCAAGAUUAAGUGAUGCAGUUGCCUGGACAACAGAUGAUUCUGAUUCUCCUUAUGUAGACAUUUGUGACUGUGCCACUGAAAUGAACACAACUGAUUCCUUAAAUAUGGAAUACUGUUUAUCGAAAAGUACGAAACCCAGCGAUAUUGGCCCCAAAAUGAAUGAUGACGAGUACACCACCGAUAUUGAAGGUACAUUCCAUGUGACAGAAGUCACUGGAACUGAAGAUGUCACUCAGCAUUUUCAAAAGUCAGGAGAUAGCUGUGUUACUGCCAAUAUAAUGACACAUACAGUGGCAGAAUUGAAUGAGAAUGAAUUCAAACUAGGCAAUACUGCCCUCUAUGACCAAUCAUGUAAUACAAACAAAGUUGGAGAGAAUAACAAGACAUAUCAAAAAGCAACAAUCGAUAAGCGUAAACUUGAUGAUGCUGACAUUUGUGGAGAAUUGGUAGAUGGAGAUACAGUUUGUAUGAAGACAAAGAAAUUAAAAUGUGAUAAGGAGGAUUCUACAUUGCCAUCUACACCAGACAUGAUAAUUGGUGAUCAGUCCUCGGUUGUCGACAACAAAGUUAUUGACACCAGUAGCCAUAGCUCUAUCCAGAAUAUAGUCACAUCUGAAAAAAGCAAGAUAUCUACCUGCAUUUUGAAAGAGCCGGCCAUGACUAAUCAAAUGGCUACUCCAGCAACAAUGAAUGACGGUAUUUCACAGGAUUCUAGUCACAAGAACAGCUCCAACAACAACAUCCAGAAUACUUCAGCCAUUUCCAAAGUACAUCAGUCUUCAUUACUUUCCCUUAUGAAAGACACUGAAAAUGACAUUGUUUUGAAUCUCUGUAAUGAUGUCAUCAGUACGUCAGUGAAACCCUCAACUAGCAGACGCUCUCGCUGUAAACCAUACAGUCCCACAACCAAAGCUAGAAUCUUAAAAUCUUCAAUGCAGUACAGACCAGCUGUAUCUACAUGGAAAAAAAUACAGAAUCUUACGUCCCAGGCAGCACAGAGGAAUGCACAGAUGAACCAAGAAUUACAGCAGAAAAAUCUACAUUUGAAAAUAGCAAUAGAAAAUCAGUUGCGAGAAAUCAAGAAAACAAAAGAAGAAAUCACAAAACAUUUAGUGAAGAAUCCCAGCCUGGAAAAACUUGUUGAUAUGCAGAUACUGGAUGUUGAGAAACAGAGACAGCAAUUGAAUGCUAUGGAAGAGAAAUUGUCCCAAAUGAAUGGAACAACAACAAAAUCACCCUACUGUGACAGCAACUACUUUGACAGUGAAUGUGUGGCACAUCUUUUAAAACACACCUCACCAACAAACUAUGUUCAUCGACCUCCACAAAGUUUGGAAGCCACUACGACUGUACCUGGAGUAAUGCCUGACUUCUCACAGAACACGUCUAUCACUGUCUCAUAUCCACAGCUUACAAGUUAUCUGCUGUCACCUGGCAACCAUAAUAGUUUUUGUCAUGAUGUUGGCAUGGCAACACAGAUUGCCUCACCACCAAAUGUUGCCUCAUCUACACAAGUUAGAUUGACUAAUGCCGAAGUUGUCACUGACCACCCAGUCUUAAAUUCAAAGCAGGCUAGGGAGCAUUUCCAUAAGAAAUCAUUGGACUUCACAAAAUUUUCAGACCAAGACAGAUCUUCGUUCCUCGCAGAGUUACAAGAGCAAGCAGCACAGAGUCCUUCUUUCCCCAUAGAACCUGUAAAUACAUCUUUAGUCAGAUCUCUUGUGUCGCAGUAUGAUCAACCAACCCCUCAACAACAAAUGAUGCCUCAGCAUUCAGAAUCACUCUGUGAUACAUACAAUACAGACGAACAGGGUUUCAGUGAGCAUAUACUGAGUAUGUUGAAAGACACAGACAUUGAAGGUGUUAUCGGCACUAUAGGAACCUGCCUUGAUAAAGACAACCAUGAUAUAUGGUUCACAGACUAUGAUGGUCAAAAAGUUGAUAUCUAA
Saccoglossus kowalevskii is the source of this 3726-nucleotide messenger RNA. RefSeq lists its product as uncharacterized. Gene Ontology annotation, molecular function: DNA-binding transcription factor activity; protein dimerization activity. The record is from RefSeq and is a predicted model, not a curated record. Gene Ontology annotation, cellular component: cytoplasm; nucleus; transcription regulator complex. NCBI's taxonomy places the organism in Eukaryota, Metazoa, Hemichordata, Enteropneusta, Harrimaniidae. Gene Ontology annotation, biological process: regulation of DNA-templated transcription.